Messenger RNA from Rotaria sp. Silwood1, 1188 nucleotides. Lineage: Eukaryota; Metazoa; Rotifera; Eurotatoria; Philodinida; Philodinidae. The record is from the annotation of a GenBank genome assembly.
AUGUCAUUUUCAUCACAUGUAACGGACUCCACUACUUUGACGGAAACUCGCACUGCACCAUCAAUGGACAAUGAAAUAUAUAUUACGGAUUUUUUAACAGAUGAAGACAGAAUACGAGAUAGAACAUGUUCAAUCGUUCGUCGCAGUACAUUUCGUCAUCCUCCAUCAGCAUUUGAUACACUAAGUCAUGAAUUACAAAUAAUUAGACAUGUUAGACCAAGAGCAUUUAUUUAUGAUCAUGAUGCAGCUGAGGAAAACUAUUAUAACUCUAUUGACAAUAUUCCAAUAAUAAAGAAUAACGAAUGUUUAUGGAUUGACAUCACUGGUGUGCAUGAUAAAGCUGUGCUAGCGAGUAUCAGUCAACGAUUCAAGAUUCAUCCAUUAGUUAUACUUGACAUCGAAACCAAUGAACAACGUACAAAGUUAGAUGUUUUUGAAGAUGCUUUAUUUCUUGUUGUUAAACUAAUUUAUCCAGAUCAUAUUACACAGAAAAUACACAUUGAACAAAUUAGUUUCUAUUUAAAAGACAAUAUUCUAAUUACAUUUCAAGAAAAAUCUAAUAAUAUUUUUGAUCGUAUUAGAAAUCGAAUUCGUCAUAACAAAGGUCGUGUUCGAAGAUCGAAAAUUGAUUAUCUAUUUUAUUCAUUGAUGGAUACUAUUGUUGAUAAAUAUAUGGAUGUACUUAAUAUAGCUAAUACAAAAGUCGAAGCAAUUGAUCAUCAACUAAUGCAAACUUUAUCACGUGAUACACUUGAAACAAUUUAUGAUCUUAAACGUGAUAUGCUUGAUUAUCGUCGUUUAAUAUCGCCAUUGAAAGAAAUAAUAAAUCGACUACAAAAAGAAGAAGAAACACAAAUUAUACAAGAAAGUACAAUAAUAUAUUUAAAAGACUUAUUUGAUCACAUUGUACAAGUUACUGAUACAAUUGAUACAUAUCGUGAAAUGCUUGCUUCAUUUAUUGAUUUUUAUAUGAUGUUAAAUUCUAAUGCUAUGAAUGAGGUUGUUAAAACAUUGACUAUUAUCUCGACAAUAUUCAUUCCUUUAACAUUUAUUGUUGGCAUAUAUGGUAUGAAUUUUGAAAAUAUGCCUGAAUUACGUUGGAAGUAUAGUUAUUAUAUUGUACUUAGUGUUAUGGUUUUAUUAACGCUUAUUAUGUUAACUUGGUUUAAACGAAAAAAAUGGUUUUAA